AUUUGCUAUGACCUUAUGUUCCACUUGGCAGGUGGACAACACAAAUCAACGGCUACUUUUGGGACAUUGAAUACAUUCUCCCGGGCACAAGACAGAAAGAGUCACCACGACUAUUGGGUUGGGGGAAAAAUACACGAAAGAGGAAUCAUGUCGGGGAUCAGAGGUUCUGUCAAUUUGCUAAGGGUCGCAGUGAGGUCGCAGAUCGUCUCCAAAGCCACACUGUCGCACAAGCCUGCGAAGCACCACUUAUCCGUGGGGGAGCAAGCCAUUGCUAUGACGGCCUUUUUCAUCACCAUCCUGGGGCCCUCUGGUUAUGUCCUGGCUCACCUGGAGGACUACAAGCACCACUCCUAAGUGGACCUGUCCUGGCUGGCCCCCAGGCAACCUCACCUGUGGAUUACUCCCGAUGACGUCUCCUGAAGUCUCCUAAAAACCCUUUUUAUGAGUGCCGAUUCUAUUAAUGAAUGUACCAAUAAAUGAAUGCCCCAGCACUA
Oncorhynchus keta (chum salmon) is the source of this 494-nucleotide messenger RNA. Its product is annotated as cytochrome c oxidase subunit 8B, mitochondrial-like. Gene Ontology annotation, biological process: mitochondrial electron transport, cytochrome c to oxygen. Gene Ontology annotation, cellular component: mitochondrion. The record is from RefSeq and is a predicted model, not a curated record. The transcript has 2 exons. Bases 16 to 354 code for a protein of 112 amino acids. NCBI's taxonomy places the organism in Eukaryota, Metazoa, Chordata, Actinopteri, Salmoniformes, Salmonidae.